UAAAUUUCAACUAGGUAUAGUAAAGUAAGCUAUAUAUAUAUAUAUGUGAUAUGCCACCUGCAACAAAACGUCGAAGGUACAAUGAAGAAGCAAUGAAGUCAGCAAUAUUAGCUGUAGUAGAAGGGGGCAUUACAAAAAAAGCUGCUGCAGCAAAAUAUGGCAUACCCCGUACAACAUUAAUUGAAAAACUUUCUGGAAAGUAUCGAGAAGGGAAAGGACCUGGUCGAGAUCCUUACCUUACAGAUGAUGAAGAGGAAGCAAUCGCGACCUGGAUAAAGAAAUGUUGUCGCAGAGGUCUACCACCACAUAAGAACGAUAUCCUUAACACCGUUCAGCGCCUUAUCAAGGACAUCCCAGGGCGGGAAAGUCCUUUUCAGAAAGACAGACCUGGAAGACGCUGGUUUGAGGGUUUCAUGAGGCGCCAUCAAGAUCUGUCUGUGCGCAUACCAGAGCAUGUUUCAAAAGCGAGAUGCCAAAUAACAGAGUCCAGCAUCAGGAAGUGGUUUGGGGAGCUGCGGCAGCAUAUUACCGAAGAUGGAUGCGAGGACAUAUUCAUUGAUCCUGCACGCAUUUUUAACACAGAAGAGUCCUCGAUCCAGCUAUGCCCUUCAACUGAGAAAGUCAUUGGAUUAACAGGCCAUAAGAAUGUAUAUGAAGUGGCAUCAGGUCCUGAGAAAUCAAAUUUAACUUUCUUGGGUACCUUCAGUGCCCAGGGAGAUAUUGUGGCCCCUAUGAUAAUAUACCCCUAUGCCCGGCUUCCUAAGAACAUUGCCAAUGCAGUUCCGGAUGAAUUUAUUAUUGGAACAUCAGAGUCUGGCUGGAUGAAAGCCGAAACUUUUUACGAAUUCAUUGCUAAUGCCUUUUUACCAUGGCUUAAUGAUAAAAGCAUAAAAAGGCCAGUAAUUUUAUUUGUGGAUGGGCACAAGACCCAUAUAACACUUCAAACUUCAACACUCUGCGAAGAUAAUGGGAUCAUACUUUAUUGUUUGCUGCCAAACAUGACUCAAAUUUUACAACCAGCUGAUGUUGGGCCUUUCAAUCCUUUGAAGAUGUACUGGAGGCAGGCAGUUGUAAAAUUUCAGAGGGAGAAUCCUAACUCUGUGGUUAGGAGAAAAGAUGUUGCCCCACUCCUUAAAGACGUCUUGCAGCUGGUUUCCAAGCAAUCAAUCAUCAAUGGCUUUCGUGCUUGCGGUCUGUACCCACUGAAUGAAGAUCAAAUUGAUUACAAAAAGUGUUUAGACAUUGACAAAGACGAAGAAGAGGUCCAGCAGAGCAGUAGUAAACCUAGUACUCCUGCUGUUCAGUUAAGACCAUCGAAAGAGCAGCUCGAAAUUUCUCUUUCUACUAUUUACACUCUCUUAGGACCUGAGAAAAGCCAAAGAUUGAAGCAGGGACAACUGCUUGAUAAUGAUGACUGGCAUGGCAUGUACAAAGAGUUAGUUGUGCAAGCUGCUCAACAACCAGAUGAGGAGAGUUGCGUUUCAGUCAAGCAGGAGCAGGAGGAGAUAGUACUGCAGCUACUGCUGGACCCAAUCAAUCUUCAGUUGCAUCAGCCAAUGAAGCUGUCAAAGAGUGAGGAUCCCUAAUUAACAUCAACCUUCCUGCAGAUGAAUACUCAAAGAUUUUUUAUUUGGCUACAUCUUGACUCUGGAAUACCCAAUUAGUAAUCAAUCCAAAUUAAACAAUUGAAAUAGGUCCAGACAUGGAUGAGGGCGAUUUAUAUAUGGCACCUGCCAUUUCACCAGUACCAACAAAUGAUCCUCCUUCAAGAGCUCCAUCUUCUGCUACUGCCUCUGCAUCUUUGUUUUUCAUUCCCUCUGUCACUUCUUCACCUCAGCCUUCAAUAACUGCCACUUCUACCACUAAGGAACCACAGUCUUCAACUACUGCCACUUCUACCCGUCAGGAGCCUCAGCCUUCAACUUCUGGGAUCCAGAAGUUGAACCUUGGCAACCUCAUCUAAAACUUUGUCAACAUUAACUAUUCCAAAUCCAGUAUAAAAACAUCUUCAUUAUCCAGCCAAAAUAGUAUAUAAAGAGAGAAAGGCCCCAGCAGGCAGCAACACCACUCCUGAGCGUCAUUAGCGCUUGCCAGUAUCGAUCACAAUUACUUGAAAAAGCAAUAGGCCAAAAGAAUGAUGACUGGUUGUGUGUAUAUUGUAAUCAUUCAUGGUUGAAUGAUAAAGAAAGUAAAGUAAAGGCUAAGUGGAUCAAUUGUGAUCCCUAUGAUGAAAAAAUGCAUAUUAGUGGUCUGCCAAAAAAGUAUAUGAACAAAAUUUGUUUUGAUUGGGAUGCUAUAAAGAAUGGAGAAGACGUUGAUUUCGUGUGCAAGUGUUGUCUUGAAGGUAGCCAGGCCUUAACAAAAUAAGAUAACAAAGGAUGUCUAGCCAAGGAAAGAGGAAAUAAUUUUCAGUAAAAAAGUGUUUUUAGUAUCCUAUUACACUGUUGGGAAUGUUUAUAAAAGCUUGACUGAAUAUGCCUCACAACCUGACAGAUUUUGAAGUGCUGUCGGAAUUAGUCUUACAAUAUGCAGUAUUUAGUCACACAGUGCCGGAAUUCAGCGAAUUAGUAGACUUGAAUUCUAAAGGCUUUUAAAUAAAUAUGGCAACAGUUUGUGACGUUUCAUCAUUGCUGGCGCAUAGUGUGGUGUUUUGAGAGAGACCUAAACCAAUUAGAACUCAAGUUGCACAUACGGUGAUCUAUUUAUAGCCAUUUAUUUCUUGCUACGUCCUUAAGAUGUCGGAAUAUGGUGUGUUUACCCUAUGAUAGGAAAACGAUGAGUAAACGAUGUGAAAAUAAUGUAAAAAUUGUGUGAAAAUGAUGUGGAAAUGCUGUAAAAAUGAUGUAAAGAUUAUGUAUAUGAUAACAAUAAAUGAUGAUAAUAAAUUUCA
Hyalella azteca is the source of this 2890-nucleotide messenger RNA. RefSeq names its product MFS-type transporter clz9-like. Gene Ontology annotation, cellular component: nucleus. The record is from RefSeq and is a predicted model, not a curated record. The coding region runs from base 51 to 1586 and encodes 511 amino acids. NCBI's taxonomy places the organism in Eukaryota, Metazoa, Arthropoda, Malacostraca, Amphipoda, Hyalellidae. The transcript has 3 exons. Gene Ontology annotation, molecular function: DNA binding.